Motacilla alba alba is the source of this 8603-nucleotide messenger RNA. It is a transcript of the gene POLR1A, whose product is annotated as RNA polymerase I subunit A. The record is from RefSeq and is a predicted model, not a curated record. The transcript is spliced from 34 exons. Gene Ontology annotation, molecular function: DNA-directed RNA polymerase activity; DNA binding. Bases 1718 to 7051 code for a protein of 1777 amino acids. Gene Ontology annotation, cellular component: RNA polymerase I complex. NCBI's taxonomy places the organism in Eukaryota, Metazoa, Chordata, Aves, Passeriformes, Motacillidae. Gene Ontology annotation, biological process: DNA-templated transcription.
UCCACAGUCUUCCCCAGAGCAGGACUACUCGAAGAACUCCUACAAACAACCAGGGGUUUGAAUUCAUGGCAGUCACAGCAAUUCAGCAAAAGUAGAAUAGUGAAAUUGCACAGUACAGGUUAGAAUUAACUAAAACAUCAGAGGGAACUGGAGUGCAUUGGAGUAACAGGCAAUGUUGCACUGUUAUUAACUCCAAAUUAUUACCAUAAAACUUGUAUUUGAUGCUUCUCUUAAGGCCCUUGUUUCAAGAGACAAGAGGUUGUAUGUGAAAAAUUUUAUUACAAAAAAGAUCUGUGAUUAUUUAAUAUGGGGGUAUAAAGUUUAUAAAGUAGUUUUCAUGACCUAGUGCACUGUAGAAAGAAAAUCACAGACAUAAAUCACAAAAGACUCUUUAUGCUUCAGAGACAGGAUCACGCUGAAAACAGCACUUAAAAAAAACCCACAAAACUUCAGACAUGAGUAGUGUUCACAGAAGGAGCAAACCCAGAGUAACGAUGCAGGUGAAUCAGCUUGGCGAGUUGCAGAUGCCCAGAGGUCUCUACAGAGGUGCAGAAUCUCCUGACAAAAGCACAGCAGCACACACAGACACGUGGACUCACUCUGCUGAGUACAAAGCAGCUGCUUUGUGCUCACUGCUUCAAGCCUUGCUCACCACUGUUCACAUUUCACUGCUUUCAACACAAACUAUGGCUUAUGUCAAAGUGCUUGCACUCGCUUUGCUCAUCAAGCAACCUAACAGCAAAGCUUUGCUGCAGCCCUGGCCUUCAGUGCCUCCACACCGACCUUGGCCCCGAGGGAGAGGCUGCUCAGGUGCAGUCACAGCUCUGUGCUUUACCGCGGCGCUGCACAAUUCCAGCUGCUCCUGGGAAGUCUCAGAAACUGAUGAAGUAUGACUUUGCCAUCCCAAAAAUGAGUAACGAUUACCCAGUGAAGUGGGACCUUUUCAUGUGAGACAGCCCCUUAACAAAACCAUUGCACAGAAGGUGUUGGAAGGGACCUUUAAGAUCUUGUUCCACUAGACCAGGUUGCUCCAAGCCCCAUCCAAUUUGCCCUCCAACACUGACAGGGUUGGGGCAUCCACAACUUCGCUGAGCAACGUGAGACAGUGCCUCACCACUCCUUCAAUAUAAAAUUUCUUCCUGAUAUCUAAUAUUCUCCUUUUUCGAUCUGUACUCAUUAUUCCUUUCCACUCCUAUCACUACAAUUCCUGGCGAAAGGUCCCUCUCUGGCUUCUUGGCAGGCCCCCUUCAGAUACCGGAGCACAGUUUUGGGGUCUAUAUGCAAAAUUCCCUUCUCCUCAACAGCCCCAGCUUCCUCAGCUUUCGUAGCUCAUGGGCUUUUUCGUGAGAUUCAGCUCUAGGAAUCGCUUACACGCUCGAACUCGCUCCCGGGGAGGCUCCAAGCCGCCCUAAGCCAGGGAGGAUCCCCAGGAAAGGCGUUUAAAAGCAGAUAAAAGCCCCACACAAGGCGCUGCCUCCCGCCACGCCGUUCUGACCACGCCGCGCCACCGCGCACUGCGCCUGCGCAGCCCUUCCCGCCUCACUCCCCACACAGCCAGCACUGCCCGUCCGCCGAUUCCUCCCCGGUACCGCCGCCACCCGGCCCUUCCCUGCCGGCGGCCCCUCACCGGUAACUCUCCGGUCCUCCCGGGAGGCGGCACCGCCGGCCCAGCCACAGCGCCCGCUGCCAGCCGCCAGCCCCGGCCCGCCGCGCCGCCAUGGCGCCCCGCGCCGCCCUCUGGGACAGCGGCUGGCACCACUCCUCCAGCGGGGGGGAACGCCGGUACCGCCCCUCGGCGGCGGUGGUACCGCCCGGCCCCGCCCCCCCCCCCCCCAGCCCGGGCCGCGUGGUGCUGCCCGUGGCGCGGCGCUUCCAGCGGGAGAGCGGGAGCCGCUGCCGGCCGGGAAAGAGUUGCUCGUUCGCCAUGAAGCCGCCCAAGGUGGUGCCGUGGCGGCGGCUGGUUGGGGUGUCCUUCGGGAUGUACACGGCCGAGGAGAUCAGGAAGCUGAGCGUGAAGGCCAUAACAAACCCCCAGUACCUGGACAAUGUGGGCAAUCCGGCUGUGAACGGGCUCUACGACCUGGCCUUGGGACCCCCGGACUCCAGAGAAGUGUGUGCCACCUGCAUGCAGAACUUCAGCAACUGCCCCGGACACUUCGGCCACAUAGAGCUGCCUCUGCCUGUCUACAACCCCCUGUUCUUCGAUAAAUUGUACCUUCUGAUCCGAGGAUCCUGUUUGAACUGCCACAUGCUGACAUGUCCUCGAGCUGUGGUUCACCUGCUGCUGAGCCAGCUGAAGGUGCUGCAGAAAGGGCUGCUCCAUGCUGUCCACGACCUCGAAAUCAUCCUGAACAGGUUUGUAGAGCAGUGUGCAGAUGCAACAGGCUCAGAAAUUGAGGAGGAGUUGAAUCGCCACGUGCAGGAAAUGUUACAAAGCUCUCAAACAAGAGAUCGCUGCUCAAAUGUCAAAAAUGUCUGUGAGUGUAGAAAUAAACUGAUAUCACAGUUCUGGAAAGCACACAUGGCUUCAAAGAAAUGCCCAAACUGCAAAUCCAGGAGAUCACUGGUGCGAAAGGAGCACAACAGCAAGCUGACAGUGACCUAUCCUUCUACAGUGUACCAUAAGUCAGGAGAGGAAGGCAUCCUGGAUGAAACAGCAGGUAUUGAUGAAAGCCAGUUAGGGAAGAGAGGAUACCUUACACCAAUGACUGCCAAGGAAUACGUCUUGGCUCUCUGGAAGAAUGAAGGUUUCUUUCUGCGUUAUCUCUUCCCUGGGAUGGAUCCCCAUGAGAGUUCAGGAUUCAGUCCAGACAUGUUUUUUUUAGAUCUACUUGUGGUUCCACCUUCAAGGUAUCGUCCUGUAAAUCGCCUUGGCGACCGCUUGUUCACCAACGGGCAGACUGUCAACUUGCAGGCUGUGAUGAAAGAUGCCCAACUGAUAAGGAAGCUCCUGGUUUUCAUGGCCAAAGAACAGUGUCAGCCAAUAAAAAUUACAGAAGAAAUUCAAACAGAGACAGGAGAGGAUAGUGAACCUCUGGACCGUUCCGUGCUGACAACAAUUCCAGGACAGAGCCUUGCAGAUAAGCUGUACAACGCCUGGAUACGUCUCCAGAGCCAUGUCAACAUUGUGUUUGAUAGUGACAUGGACAAGCUGAUGACAGAAAAAUACCCUGGUAUUCGUCAGCUGUUGGAGAAGAAGGAAGGGCUGUUCCGCAAGCACAUGAUGGGGAAGCGCGUGGAUUUUGCCGCUCGAUCCGUCAUCUGCCCCGACAUGUACAUUGGGACCAACGAGAUUGGCAUCCCCAUGGUAUUUGCCACCAAACUGACUUACCCUCAGCCAGUCACUCCCUGGAAUGUCAAAGAGCUGAGGCAGGCUGUCAUCAAUGGCCCCAAGGUGCACCCUGGGGCCUCCAUGGUCAUCAACGAGGACGGGUCUCGCACGGUGCUGAGCGCCACCAGCCUGACCCAGCGCGAGGCCAUUGCCAAGCAGCUCCUCACCCCCUCCUCAGGGGCACCCCAGACAGGGCUGAAGAUUGUGUGUCGGCACAUCAGGAACGGGGACGUGCUGCUGCUGAACCGGCAGCCCACGCUGCACAGACCGUCCAUCCAGGCUCACCGCGCCCGCAUCCUGCCCGGGGAGAAGGUGCUGAGGCUGCACUACGCCAACUGCAAGGCUUACAACGCUGACUUCGAUGGGGAUGAGAUGAAUGCCCAUUUCCCACAGAGUGAGCUGGGCAGAGCAGAGGCCUACACCUUAGCCAUCACUGAUAAACAGUACCUGGUGCCCAAGGAUGGGAAGCCACUUCCUGGCUUGAUCCAGGACCACAUGAUUUCUGGAGUCAGCAUGACAAUCCGGGGCUGCUUUUUCACCAGAGAGCAGUACAUGGAGCUUGUGUACCGAGGGCUGACAGACAAAAAAGGGAGAAUUAAAACCUUUCCUCCAGCUAUUAUGAAGCCACAGCGAUUAUGGACAGGAAAGCAGGUUGUUUCCACAUUAUUAAUAAACAUCAUUCCAGACAACCAUGCUCCACUGAAUUUGACUGGGAAAGCAAAAAUUGGUGGGAGAGCCUGGGUAAAGGGACCUGCAAAAGGAUGUCUGAAUCUUGAUUCAAUGUGUGAAUCUCAGGUUAUUAUCAGAGAUGGGGAGUUACUGUGUGGAGUUUUGGACAAAGCUCACUUUGGCAGCUCUGCCUACGGGCUGGUCCACUGCUGCUAUGAGAUCUACGGGGGUGAAACCAGUGGGAAAGUGCUGACGUGCCUGGGGCGCCUCUUCACUGCUUACCUGCAGCUGUACAGGGGAUUCACCAUGGGGAUUGAAGAUAUUUUGGUUAAACGUGAAGCAGACCACAAAAGAAAAAAAAUCAUUGAAAGGUCAAGGCAGAGUGGUAUUGAAGCUGUUAGAGCUGCUCUUAAUUUGCCAGAAACAGCAUCAUGUGAGGAGGUCCAAGGGAAGUGGCAGGAUGCCCAUCUCUGCAAAGACCAGAGGGAUUUUAACAUGGUUGAUAUGAAAUUCAAGGAAGAAGUAAACAAUUUCAACAAUGAAGUCAACAAGGUUUGCAUGCCCCUUGGCCUCCACAGGAGCUUUCCAGAGAACAAUUUGCAGCUGAUGGUCCAGUCAGGAGCCAAAGGAUCCACUGUAAACACAAUGCAGAUUUCUUGUUUGCUGGGCCAGAUUGAGCUGGAAGGCCGAAGACCCCCACUGAUGGCAUCUGGCAAAUCACUGCCGUGUUUCCAGCCUUAUGACUUUUCCCCUAGCUCAGGAGGAUUUGUGACUGGCAGAUUUCUCACUGGGAUCAGACCUUCUGAAUUCUUCUUUCACUGCAUGGCUGGCAGGGAAGGUCUUGUGGAUACAGCUGUCAAAACCAGCCGUUCUGGGUACCUGCAAAGGUGUAUCAUAAAACAUUUGGAAGGACUGGUAGUUCAGUAUGACCUGACUGUACGAGACAGUGAUGGCAGUGUGGUGCAGUUUCUGUAUGGAGAAGAUGGGCUUGAUAUCCCUAAAACUCAGUUCUUACAACCUGAGCAAUUUCCUUUCAUUGCAGAAAACUAUGAGGUAAUCCAGAAGACAAACCAUCUGGAUGAAGCUUUAGCAAGGAUGGAGUCUCACCAGGCUAACCAGCAGUUCAAAGCCAUCAAAAAGUGGCGAGCCAGACACCAAAACUCUGUGCAAAGAGAAGGAGGCUUUCUGUUGUUUUCCCAAAAGAAAUUGGCAAGUUUGAAAGCACAGCUUCCAGGAGGUGAAAUAAAGAAUGGAAGAGAUCCUGCUACUUUACAGUUGUUGAAGAUGUGGUAUGAGCUUGAUGAGAAGAAACAAAGGAAGUAUCUGAAGAAGACAAAUAAGUGUCCUGACCCAAGCCUCGGGGUUUGGCGUCCAGAUACUUACUUUGCAUCUGUGUCAGAAACAUUUGAAAAGGGAGUUGAAGGCUAUAUCAAUAAAUGGGAAUCUGAGAACAGCCGGAGUUACAUGCACCCAGCAUUUUCUUCUGACAGAUUGAAGGAUCUGUUGUAUUUAAAGUGGCAGCGUUCUCUCUGUGACCCAGGAGAAGCUGUGGGGCUUCUUGCUGCUCAGAGCAUUGGGGAACCUUCAACACAGAUGACUCUGAACACCUUUCACUUUGCUGGCAGAGGUGAAAUGAAUGUCACAUUGGGUAUUCCAAGGUUGAGGGAAAUCCUGAUGGUGGCCAGCUCAAACAUUAAAACACCAAUGAUGAGUGUUCCUGUGCUCAAUACCAAGAAAGCUCUCAAAAAGGUGAAACAGCUGAAGAAACUGCUCACAAGAGUGUGCUUGGCUGAGGUCUUGGAGAAAGUGGACAUUGAGGAAUCCCUGCAUGUGAAGCACAAGCUGAACAAGCAUCGCCUCUACAAAAUCAAAUUCCAUUUCUUGCCCCAUGAAUAUUACCGAGAGGAGAAGUGUGUGAAGCCCAGGCAGAUCUUGCACUUCAUGGAAACAAGGUUCUUUAAAGUUCUUCUGGAAGCAAUUAAAAGGAGGACUACAAAGAUGGCAUCUUUUAAUGAAGUCAGCACUCGGAAGACAACUCGGAAGGAUUUAGAUGAUGACCAAGACAAGACACUGAAUACUCUGGAAGGUGUAGCAGAGGAAGAAGAGAACAUUGUUGAUGCAGAAGCUGAUGAAGGGGAUGGUGAUGCUACAGAAACAAAACGGAGGAAGAACCAGGAAGAAGAGGUUGAUUAUGAGAGCGAAGAAGAGAAUGGGGAAGAAAACGUUACUGAGAAUCCAGAAGAUGAAGAGGCUGAAUCUGAAAAAGAAGAAGGGACUCCUGGUGCUGAAGAGGAUCAGAACAGAGCGGAGGGUGAAGAUUCUCAGCAUCUUUCCAUUGUGUCUCAGAGUAAAAAAGGGAAGGAUCAGUUGCUUCAGUCAGCAGAGGUGCGAGUGAGUGCUGUUGUGGAGAGCCACCCGUCCAUUCAGGAUUACACCUUUGACACCCAAAAUGAGCUUUGGUGUGAGGUUUCCUUGGCGCUGCCACUGACCAAGGUGUACUUUGACCUCUCCUCCCUGCUGGCAUCCCUGGCGCGCAGCACGGUGAUCCACGAGGUGAAGGGCAUCACACGCUGCCUGCUGAAUGAGAGUACCAGCAAGGAGGGAGAGAAGGAAUCUGUUCUGCAGACAGAAGGGAUAAACCUGGCAGAGCUCUUCAAAUACUCUGAUAUUUUGGACCUGAACAGACUUUAUUGCAAUGAUAUCCAUGCCAUGGCUAAGAAUUAUGGAAUUGAAUCAGCCCUGAGGGUGAUUAUAAAGGAAAUAAAAGAUGUAUUUGCUGUAUAUGGAAUUGUGGUCGACCCUCGACACCUUUCACUUGUGGCAGAUUACAUGUGUUUUGAAGGAAUUUACAAACCACUGAAUCGCAUUGGAAUUCAGUCCAACUCCUCCCCUCUGCAGCAGAUGACGUUUGAAACCAGCUACAAAUUCUUGAAGGAUGCUACAAUGAUGGGUGCCCACGAUGAGCUGCGAUCCCCUUCGGCCUGCCUGGUGGUUGGAAAGGUUGUCAAAGGAGGGACUGGCUUGUUUGACCUCAAGCAGCCCCUGACAUAGAGCUCUGGUGGUAACUUAAGGAUCUGGUUGAAAUGUUCAUCAUGGGAGGGGCACGAGCUGUGUCUCCAGAUGCCUUUCCUGUGCCAACAGGUUUCUUUAUCUGGAUACCCAAUGAGCCUUAUCUGUUAUAUGAGUAUAGGAGCUAUCUUUUGAUCCAAAGAAACACUUAUUUACAGCUCAUCAAUAUAAAAAAUGAGGUUAUUUGUUUACACAGAAAAUAAUAAAGUGCAGGAGUUGGUCUGAGCCUCAGACCGUGCAGCUGUUCUGGCAGGCAGAAGUGAAAGCAGAAUCUGUUUAUGCUGUCUGACUUCCAUGGGGCAGAAUCCCAUCAGGGUGGGUAGUGCCAGUUGCCACGUGGUCAAUGACAUGACAGAUUUCCAGUACUGGCAGUAGCAUUCCAGACUGGCAGGUGGAGCUGGGCACUGCUGUGCUGAACCUCCACACUGCACUGGAGCAUUGUGCUUGAGGCAUUUUCUCUCCUUUUGCUGCCCUUGGGUGCACUGACAUGAACUCGUAUAACCUUCAGAGGAUGCAUUUUCUUAUUCUGCUGCUUCAUUUAUUAAUGAAGAAUGUGUCUGGGACACACUUCUUACAUUUCUUUUAGCUGAAGAGUGGAAUUCAGAGUUUUCACAGUUUCUAUAGGCAUUUUCCAAUGCUCUUUUAACUUCUUUGGGUAGAAUAGAUCUCACACAGUGAGAGAUUUGAUUUUUGGGAAAGAUUUAUUCCUUAAAUGCCAACAUGAGCUCCUGUAGGAGUGACUAUGCGAAAGACUCCUGUAAGAAUUACCAAAACAGAGAUUGUAAACUAUUUUUUCUUAAAUAUUCUGUAUCAAAGAGGAUAUUUAAUAAAAGAAAUUGCAAAGAAGUAUUCUGAAUGCCAUAUUAUGGGGUUGUGUUACCAAGGGGAGUUCACUUUUGGCUCUGCUGACUGUUAAUACCAUGUGACCCAGGGCUGUUUGCCACUCCUCAGAAAUCAGACUGAUUUAUAUAUUCUAUUUUAAUCAGGAUGCACUGCACACAAGUAGCUAAAGCUCUCUGGAGUUUGCUCACUGCCAUCCAGACAAGUUUUCUAACAGAUCUCAGUGCCUGAUUAUUGUCACUGGUACCUCUGCCCCAGUGGGAGUGCCAGAGCAGAGGAAGGCCACUUCCGUGGGGGCUGCACUGGAGGGGAUCAGAUCAGAUAGUGGGACAUGUUGAUUUAGGAUUGUGAAAGAGCCUCUGUGGAGUCUCUUGACUGACUCCGUUCUGCCUCAGCCCCUUAGAGCUGUGUCACAUGUCCUGCCAAUUGCACUGAAGCUUAACAAAUGCGUUAACUCAGCAGGUGUCCAGUUUCACUUCGGAAAUCCCUGUGAAAGAUUUCCUUGUGUCUUUCUCCUGUCUUAGCACCUGCUUUGUAGUUGUCAAAAACAUCAUUCAGCAAAGAAUCACGAGAGACUCACUUGGGUACAGUUUAGCAAACUCGUGGGAAAGAACAACAUUGUACCAAAAGGCUUUUAAUUCCAGGUUACAUCUGUACUGGUACAGACUGUUUGUUGAGGGAUCCACAAAACACG